Molecule: messenger RNA, 5155 nt
Organism: Cavia porcellus (domestic guinea pig)
Lineage: Eukaryota; Metazoa; Chordata; Mammalia; Rodentia; Caviidae
Gene: Sh3rf1
Product: SH3 domain containing ring finger 1
Exons: 12
Coding region: 234-2903 (889 amino acids)
Biological process (GO): positive regulation of JNK cascade; positive regulation of proteasomal ubiquitin-dependent protein catabolic process; protein ubiquitination
Cellular component (GO): cytosol
Molecular function (GO): protein binding; ubiquitin protein ligase activity
Source: RefSeq, a predicted model, not a curated record
GUGCUGUGUGUGCGCGCGCGAGGGGGCGGCGGAGCGGAGUCUCCCGGUGCCACCGCGGCGUCAGAGGCACAGCGAGCGGCGGGCGCGGCGGGGCCGCAUCUGCAGCGGCCGCGAACAAAGAGGAGGAGCCGGGACGCGAGGACAGUCUGAGAUGGAUGUUACAUGAAUCAUUUUAAGGACUGCACAUAACUAUGACCAUUUCUGAAGCUCUUUUCUCAGUAAAGUAGAUCAAGAUGGAUGAAUCUGCCUUGUUGGAUCUUUUGGAGUGUCCUGUGUGUCUAGAACGCCUCGAUGCCUCUGCAAAAGUCUUGCCUUGCCAGCAUACGUUCUGCAAACGAUGUUUGCUGGGGAUUGUAGGUUCACGGAAUGAACUCAGAUGCCCGGAGUGCAGGACUCUCGUCGGCUCAGGGGUUGAAGAGCUUCCCAGUAACAUCCUGCUGGUCAGACUUCUGGAUGGCAUCAAGCAGAGGCCUUGGAAACCUGGCCCUGGUGGGGGCAGUGGGACCAACUGCACAAACGCAUUAAGGGCCCAGGGCAGCGCUGUAGCUAACUGUAGUGCAAAAGAUCUGCAGAGCUCCCAGGGUGGACAGCAACCUCGGGUGCAAGCCUGGAGCCCCCCAGUGAGGGGUAUACCUCAAUUACCAUGUGCCAAAGCAUUAUACAACUAUGAAGGAAAAGAACCUGGAGACCUUAAAUUCAGCAAAGGUGACAUCAUCAUUUUGCGACGACAAGUGGAUGAAAAUUGGUACCAUGGGGAAGUUAAUGGAAUCCAUGGCUUUUUCCCCACCAAUUUUGUGCAGAUUAUUAAACCAUUACCUCAGCCCCCACCUCAGUGCAAAGCACUUUAUGACUUUGAAGUGAAAGACAAGGAAGCAGACAAAGAUUGCCUUCCAUUUGCAAAGGAUGACGUUCUGACUGUGAUCCGCAGAGUGGAUGAAAACUGGGCUGAAGGAAUGCUGGCAGACAAAAUAGGAAUAUUUCCAAUUUCAUAUGUUGAGUUUAACUCGGCCGCGAAGCAGCUGAUAGAGUGGGAUAAACCUCCUGUGCCAGGAGGUGAUGCUGGAGAAUGUACCUCUACAGCCGCCCAGAGCAGCUCUGCUCCAAAGCACUCUGACACCAAGAAGAACACCAAAAAGCGACACUCCUUCACUUCGCUCACCAUGGCAAACAAGUCCUCCCACGCGUCCCAGAACCGCCACUCCAUGGAGAUCAGCCCUCCCGUCCUCAUCAGCUCAAGCAACCCCACGGCCGCAGCGCGCAUCAGCGAGCUGUCCGGGCUGUCCUGCAGCGCCCCUUCUCAGGUUCACAUAAGUACCACCGGGCUAAUUGUGACUCCACCCCCGAGCAGCCCAGUGACGACGGGCCCCUCGUUCACUUUCCCAUCAGAGGCUCCCUACCAAGCUGCCCUUGGAACUAUGAAUCCUCCUCUCCCCCCACCUCCUCUCCUGGCUGCCACUGUCCUCACCUCCACACUGCCAGGCGCUACCGCUGCUGCCACUGCUGCUACUGGAAUGGGACCGAGGGCCAUGGCAGGAUCCACUGACCAGGUUGCACAUUUACGGCCUCAGACUCGCCCCAGUGUGUAUGUUGCUAUAUAUCCAUAUACUCCUCGGAAAGAGGAUGAACUAGAGCUGAGGAAAGGGGAGAUGUUUUUAGUGUUUGAGCGUUGCCAAGAUGGCUGGUUCAAAGGGACCUCAAUGCACACCAGCAAGAUCGGGGUUUUCCCUGGCAAUUAUGUCGCUCCAGUUACAAGAGCGGUGACAAAUGCUUCCCAAGCUAAAGUCUCUAUGUCUACUGCCGGUCAGACAAAUCGAGGGGUAACCAUGGUCAGUCCUUCUACUACAGGAGGUCCUGCCCAGAAGCUCCAAGGAAAUGGUGUGGCUGGGAGUCCCGGUGUUGUCCCCACGGCUGUGGUGUCAGCAGCUCACAUCCAAACAAGUCCUCAGGCAAAGGUCCUGUUGCACAUGCCUGGGCAGAUGACAGUCAACCAGGCCCGCAAUGCAGUAAGGACAGUUGCGGCACAUAACCAAGAGCGCCCCACAGCAGCAGUGACACCCAUCCAGGUGCAGAAUGCUGCCUGCCUCGGCGCCGCGUCCGUGGGGCUGCCCCAUCACUCACUGGCCUCCCCACAGCCUCUGCCACCGAUGGCAGGCUCUGCUGCCCACGUCGCUGCUGUCACUAUCAGUCGAGCCAAUGCCCCCCUGGCCUGUGCUUCAGCUGCUUCUAUGACCUCCACGAGCAUCGCCACUGCCUCUCUGGAGAGUGAGCCCAGUGGUCGGACGGUGACUGGUCUUCCGGGACUUCCCACAUCUCCCGACAGUGUGUCAUCAGCCUGUGGGAACAGUUCAGCAACCAAACCAGACAAGGACAGUAAGAAAGAAAGAAAAGGUUUGUUGAAAUUGCUUUCUGGUGCCUCUACCAAACGGAAGCCCCGAGUGUCACCUCCAGCGUCCCCCACCUUGGAAGUGGAGCUGGGGGGCAGCGAGUUGCCUCUGCAGGGAGCGGUGGGCCCCGAGCUGCCGCUAGGGGGCGCCCACGGCAGGGCUGGCUCCUGCCCCUUGGACGGGGACGGCCCGGUUCAGGCCUCUGCGGCAGGAGCAGCGCUGGCCCAGGAGGCUCUCCACAGGAAGGCCAGCUCCCUGGACUCCGCCGUGCCCAUUGCCCCGCCGCCUCGGCAGGCGUGCUCCUCGCUCGGUCCUGUCCUGAAUGAGUCUAGGCCUGUCGUGUGUGAAAGGCACAGGGUGGUGGUUUCCUAUCCUCCUCAGAGUGAGGCAGAACUUGAACUUAAAGAAGGAGAUAUUGUGUUUGUUCAUAAAAAACGAGAAGAUGGCUGGUUCAAAGGCACACUGCAGCGUAACGGGAAAACUGGCCUCUUCCCAGGAAGCUUUGUGGAAAACAUCUGAAGAGAAUACACUGAGAAGGCUUCAAGUCACAUCACACAACGACGUAGCACAAAGUACUGUCAUGGAAAGAGCACAUCUGUGGACGUCCCGAGGGCCGGAGGCAGACUGGAGUGUGGUGUGUGGCUCCGGAGCGCCCCGCACCGCUGUGCCAGCGCGCAAGAUGAGGAGGGGAUCUGUGUGGCUUUGUCACUCUGGAUUCCGACGUGUAAGGUGUGCCUUGUACUGUCUGAUGUACUAUACAGAGAAACCUUUUUUUUAAAGAUGUAUAACUAAAAUGGACAAUUGUUUACAAGGCUUAACUAAUUUAUUUGCUUUUUUAAACUUGAACAUUUCUUGUAAUUGAUAAAUUCUUUGGAUUAUGAUUUUAAGAAGUUAUUAAUUUAUGAGUGAUUGCUAAGGAGAGGCUGGAUUAUCUCCUGUUGAGAACAAGAGAUUCUUUUUGACAUAGAAUGCAUCUUCCUUACCCCAACCCCUGUUCUCUGUGGUUCUAAUUUGCUUUUUAAGAUAAAAAUGCCAGUUCCUAGUUUGAGCUUCCUCUUCAGGAAGUCAGACAUUGACUGAAUCAGUAUCCCUAAGGGCCUGGGGUAGGGGGCAGAAACAUGAGAGGAGAAAGGUUAAUGAUUCCCUGUCUUUCUAGUUUGACCAGGAAUCAACCUGAAGACCUAGUCCUCAGUUUAAUGUUGUGGAUUAUUUUUCUUUUAAUUUUCCUACACUGAAAUUUGUGAAGUGAUAAGGAAGUAUAAAGCACAACCACUGACUAAAAAUGUAUCAGAAAUAUGUUUCCUUUUAUAACAGAAGCAGCCCAAUGCAUUGAUUGCAAAGUAGGUGAAACUGAAGUUGUACUCACUGGCUAAGAAUGGCUACAAAACGUAACUUCCAUUUUACCCCAAGUGAUGUGCAUGCCUGGGACACAAUGAAACAUUUGUGAGAUAGUGGUGGUAAAUGAUGCCCUUGUGUUAAAGUCAAAGGCUGUAAGAGACACUGUGAAAAGUUUACAUUCACCCAUUGUGAUUCUUCCUCCACGCUCUUGCAUGAGUUACUGGAUUCCCACAGUAACAGAGACUGUGCAUGUUGUGUAUAUUUCAUUGCAGUUUCCUGUUGAGGUUAGUUUGCACUCAGAAUCGACCACAGCAGGCAGUGUAAAAUAAGCAGCAUUCUCUUUUCUGUCCCAAAGCCACUACUGACCAAGGUCUCGAGUGCACUCGCUCCUCUCUGGCUAAGGCUUCCAUUAGCCAUCACACAAGUCAUGAGUGAAAAUGCUCUUUCAUGUCCUCCCAGCAGACAGACGUGGAGCAUGAGUUUAUCCAGGAGGCCGCUCCCGUAACUGUGCUUUUAAAGCUCUGCAAGGCUUGGCGGGAGUGAAUGUGCCCACACCUUACAAUUGUGGCAGGAUCCAGCUGAGCCUGUCUUUUUAUAUCCAUUCUUUGAUGUUAAUGGCCUCUUCCACCAAUUUCAUUACGGUGCCACGCAGUCAUGGGUCUGGGCAGACCCGCCAACAAAAGGAGCGAAGACAGCCUGGUAGUGAAUGAGAUCAUUACCACAGUUUUCUCAUGGGAAAUAAGUAAAGAAAUAAAUAAACAUCUUUUCUUCUUCUCUUUUUUUCCUCCUAAGAAUUAAAGCUGGGAAAUAGAAACAUGAACUGAAAAGUCUUCUCGCAAUAGCAAGAAGUCUCAUCAUCUUAAAAAUAUAUAUAAUGUGGUUGGAAAUAAAUCAUUCCUGUUAACCAUUUUUUAUUAUAAAACACUGUACAUUAUGUUCUUGUGUGUUGAAUUUUUUAAAAAUUCUUUACUUGGAUAUUCAUGUAAUAUAUAAUGGUUUGGUGAAAUGAACUUUAGUUAGGAAAAAAGCUGAUACCAGCUUUCAUCUGUGUAAGUUGACACCAAUGUGUCAUAAUAUUCUUUAUUUUGGGAAAUUAGUGUAUUUUAUAAAAAAUUUAAAAAGUAAAAAGACUACUACAGGCUAAGAUAAUUUUUACCCGUCUUUUCUCCAUAUUUUAAGCUAUGUGAUUGAAGUACCUCUGUUUAUAGUUUCCUGGUAUAAAGUCAGUUAAAAUUUCAUCUGUUAAUAGAUCAUUAGGUCAUAUAAUGUAUGGGUUUUCUAUUGGUUUUUUGGAGACAGUAGAUGGAUUUUGUAACAAGGGCUUGUUACACAGUGAUAUGGUAAUGAUAAAAUUAUAAUUUAUCAUUCCUUUUCAUGUUAAUAAUAUGAGUACUGGAUAAAAGGGUCACAAUUAAAAUUUGAUGUUCAACCUU